AUGGCUAAUGGCAUUGAAGAUCUUAUCGGGAUCCCAUUCCCAAACCACAGCAGUGAAGUCUUGUGUGGUCUGAACGAGCAGCGGCACGAUGGUCUCCUCUGCGACGUCAUCCUCAUCGUGCAGGACCAGGAGUACCGGACCCAUCGGUCGGUCCUGGCCGCCUGCAGCAAGUACUUCAAAAAACUCUUCACCACAGGCACUUUAACAGACCAGCCCUAUGUUUAUGAGAUUGAUUUUGUCAAGCCUGAAGCACUUUCUGCCAUCCUGGAGUUUGCCUACACCUCAACCCUCACCAUCACCACCUCCAACAUCAAGCACAUCCUCAGCGCCGCCAAGAUGCUGGAGAUCCAGUGCAUCAUCAACGUCUGCCUGGAAAUCAUGGAGCCUGGCAGAGAGGCAGAGGAGGAAGAUGACAAAGAGGAUGAAGACGAUGACGAAGAUGAAGACGAGGAGGAGGAGGAAGAGGAGGAAGAAGAAGUAGAAGAUUUUGCCAAUCAGGAGAACCUAACUGAUGUCCAAGAAGUCAGCUGCCACCAAAGCCCUUCUAAGUCUGAUCUUACCAAAGAAGCAUAUACAGAAGCACCUAAAGACUUUCCAAAUCACUACCAGGCCAGUAACACCUCUGGACACUUGGGUGUCAUACGAGACUUCUCCAUUGAGUCCUUGCUAAGGGAAAACUUGUACCUGAAGGCCAACAUCCCAGAAAGGAUGCCACCUCUCUCUCCUUUCACCCCUAGCUUCUUCCCCCAUCUCUGGAACGGUGAUUUUAGCUCUUUCUCCCAGCUCGAGCAGCCACCAGUAGACAAUGGGCCCUUGGAUCUGGUGAUCAGAAAGAGGAAGAUCAAGGAAGAGGAGGAGAAGGAAGACCUACCUCCGCCUCCUUUCCCUAAUGGCUUCUUCAAGGACAUGUUUACCAACACCCCAGCAGCUCCCUUGGGGCACAUCAAGGCAGAGACUGACUACAGUGCUUAUCUCAACUUCCUGAGCACAACCCAGUUUGGAGAAGUUUUUCCUCCAUGGCCCUUGGAGGAAGAGAGGAAGAUGAAGCCCAAGGCAUCCCAACAAUGUCCCAUCUGUAACAAAAUCAUAAUGGGAGCUGGCAAGCUGCCCAGGCACAUGAGGACCCACACGGGAGAGAAGCCCUAUAUGUGCAAUAUCUGUGAAGUCCAGUUCACCAGGCAGGACAAGCUGAAGAUCCACAUGCGGAAGCACACGGGGGAGCGGCCCUACCUGUGCAUCCACUGCAACGCCAAAUUUGUCCACAACUACGACCUGAAGAACCACAUGCGCAUCCACACGGGGGUCCGGCCCUACCAGUGCGAGUUCUGCUACAAGAGCUUCACCCGCUCCGACCACCUGGAC
This is a messenger RNA of Chaetura pelagica (chimney swift), 1362 nucleotides long. It is a transcript of the gene ZBTB7C, whose product is annotated as zinc finger and BTB domain containing 7C. Gene Ontology annotation, molecular function: protein binding; DNA-binding transcription factor activity, RNA polymerase II-specific; RNA polymerase II cis-regulatory region sequence-specific DNA binding. The transcript has 2 exons. Lineage: Eukaryota; Metazoa; Chordata; Aves; Apodiformes; Apodidae. Gene Ontology annotation, biological process: regulation of transcription by RNA polymerase II. The record is from RefSeq and is a predicted model, not a curated record. The annotation marks the transcript as partial.